GGAAGUGAAGGUGCAGUAUUUAGAAUAUUGAUAGUACAAUUCAAUGGUGUUUGCAAAAUCGAAAACAACACAAUGAUCGAAUGUGAACAGCCGAAUAUCACCGACAACGAGGUGAUAGAUCAUGAAGAGUUUCUUGAUCGCAUAAAGAAAACGCUCUACUACGGCUCGUCAAAGGUACGGUGUACCAAAAUUAGUCGACCGCUGGCCGAUUACGCCGCGGAUGUGUUUUCUGAAACCCAUCGAGGUCAUUCCCUCAGUCGACUGAACUUUGCGACUGUGGGUAAUCUCUCCGUAACGCCAUGCUCGCUCAUCCUGGCUAUGAUCUAUCUUGAUCGUUUGAACGCCACAGAUCCGACCUUUGUUCGCCGCAUUACUCCGUCUGAAUUAUUUAUAGUCUCAAUGAUGGUUUCAACAAAAUUUUAUUGCGGUUACGACGAAGACAUUUAUCUAAGUGCCUGGGCUGAAUACGGCAAAAUGACCCCUGAUCAGAUGAAAGCAUUGGAGUUGGAAUUCUUAGACGCCAUGAACUGGAAUGCUUACGUUUCCAAGCACGAUUUCUUUGAAAAAUUGAAAUGCGUUGAAAAAGUUCUAGCAAAAAGACAGGGUCUCACUCGAGGCUGGUUGACGUACACGGAGCUUAUCAAUUUUCUACCUUCGUUCGCCAUGGCGAAACAGUUGAUACACUAUAGUACCGUACUCGCUCUAAGUUACACCGCCAGCGUAAUGACUAUUGCUGGCGCCUUCUUGUUAGCUAGCAAUCUUCAUCUCCCGGGAAAUCUAUUGUACAGAGGAACAACAACCCUCAAUAGUGAUGGCGUCGCCGGCCGCUGCACAUUAUCGCAAAAUACCCAGCGUACCAGAAUCGACAACAUUUCUGACAGUACCGGAUCUGUUGUUGACGAAACUAACUCUCUUGAAGACUGCAUCUCAGAUGUUGCGAUAUCCGCAUCUCAAAUAGAAAUAAUGAACAAAACCCUAGAAGACUGUGAGGCAUGUUUUGCUCCAGGGCAACAACAGCAAGGGCUGCACAAACAGCUUUGGCAUGGUACAAACAAACGGCAGGCUACGAUUUACCCAUCCUACCGAUACCGUAAUAUUCGAUUCAUUUAUGAUUUUACCGGAGGUAAUAAUUUGGUUUCGCAGGUUGAUUUCCUUCGCUCAGAAGAGGAACACAGCGAUUUAGAACAUGAAGCAAACGCUAAAGAUCUGUUCGGCGAUUUGAAUAAUGGCGCAUUGCCUAAUUGUUCAUACGAUUGCUUCAUACCACUGAUGGGUAAAAGCAAGUGGUGCGCAGAAGGAGAGCAGGAGACUAACGAUGGUAUAUACAAGCAUUAUAAGCGAACAUACGAUAUGUUUAGUUCUCUAUUGAAAUUUCUCUAACAAUCAACAAGAACAAUAGCAGUAGUUAAACUAACAGCAUCCUGAUAUUGUUUCGUUAAAAGGAACCGCAAACUUACAAAGGAGUUAUUUAAAAUCUUAAUCUGAAAAUCUGUACCUUUUAAUUCGCUUCAUUCCCGUUUUUACAAGAAAAAUUAUUUAAAGAAAAAACUAAUUAUACCACGUUGUACUAGAUAAGAAGCAUAUUGUUUCACUUUUUCUACUUUUGUACGUA
Molecule: messenger RNA, 1612 nt
Organism: Anopheles nili
Lineage: Eukaryota; Metazoa; Arthropoda; Insecta; Diptera; Culicidae
Exons: 4
Coding region: 73-1380 (435 amino acids)
Biological process (GO): regulation of cyclin-dependent protein serine/threonine kinase activity
Cellular component (GO): cyclin-dependent protein kinase holoenzyme complex; nucleus
Molecular function (GO): cyclin-dependent protein serine/threonine kinase regulator activity; protein kinase binding
Source: RefSeq, a predicted model, not a curated record